This is a messenger RNA of Eriocheir sinensis (Chinese mitten crab), 1097 nucleotides long. RefSeq lists its product as uncharacterized. Bases 1 to 963 code for a protein of 320 amino acids. The record is from RefSeq and is a predicted model, not a curated record. The transcript is spliced from 3 exons. NCBI's taxonomy places the organism in Eukaryota, Metazoa, Arthropoda, Malacostraca, Decapoda, Varunidae.
AUGGUGCAGACCGGUGUGCUUGUCGCUGCCUUGCUCGCUCUGGGUGCUGGGGGCGCCCUCAACCCCGCCUCGGCCUGGCAGGACUGUGGCGACCCUGACAGAAGAGUCGGAUACUCGGAAGAAGACGAAGUGAUGUCUUCCACUGCAGUAGGAAACAAUCUGUGGGCCGAGGGGUUCGUGCAGCCGGGGAGAGAUUUUGCAGGGAUCAGCGUCAAAGCCACCUUCACGCACUAUCCCACCUACAACCACCACCACAAUCACGACUCCGACAACCACAACCACAACCACGACCUCCAUCACCCCAACCACGACAACAACAACCCCAACAACGACUACAACCACGACUACCACCACCCCAACCACGACUUCCACAACCAUAACCACGACUACCACCACCCCAACCACGACUACAACCACCCCAACCACGACUACAACCACCCCAACCACGACUACAACCACCCCAACCACGACUACAACCACCCCAACCACGACUACAACCACCCCAACCACGACUACAACCACCCCAACCACGACUACCACCACCCCAACCACGACUACCACCACCCCAACCACGACUACCACCACCCCAACCACGACAACCACCACCCCAACCACGACUACCACCACCCCAACCACGACUACCACCACCCCAACCACGACUACCACCAUCCCAACCACGAUUACCACCACCCCAACAACGACUACCACCACCCCAACCACGACUACCACCACCCCAACCACUACGGAAAAGACAUCAACAACCACAGCCACAGAUCCCUUCCCGUCCCCUGCGUCAUCUCCGUCUUCGUCUCCGUCGGUGGUGCUGCUGAUAGUGGUGGCGGUGGUGGCGGUGGUGAUAUUCCUGGUGAUAGUGGUGAUAGUGGUGGUGGUGGUCUGCCGCAGGCGACGAAGACGCAGAUCAGCGGCAUCACGCAUGGGGGUCCAGUAUCAUCACCAGCCUGACCCACCCACACCCACACAAGACCAUGUCAUCGAGAACAACCUGUAUGAACCACUCGGAGGCCUCGUAAACCCCACCAGAGCCAGGGAUGACCAGCAACAAGUAUACGUCGUGGAGAACAACCUGUAUGAACCUC